AACAGAAAGGCAAUCAAAACCACCUGCCUGCCUCACCGGCCAGGAACUCAGCCUUCGGGACAGUAAGACGCUGAGAGGCUGUGGGCCUCCUCCAAUGCUCAGAUACUGAGAAGGAAGUGUUGGGUGAUGCCAAAAUGGGCUUCUGCUCCCUGAGAGACACCUCCUCUUCUUCAUCCCCAAAGGAGGUUGCUGCUCACUGGCCUCUCCCACUGUCUCCGGCAGGGUUCUGACGACCCUGCUGACACACCCGCCAUCCCUUGGACACCGAUCCUUCUAGCCGACUACAUCAAUGGGUUCCCGGGAGACACCUUCUUCUUGCUCUAAGGCCCUUGAAACCUUGAACCUGGAGACUUCGGACAGCUCUAGCCCUGACCCUGACAGUCCUCUGGAAGAGCAAUGGCUGAAAUCCUCCCCAGACCUGAAGGAGGAGGUCAGCAUCGAAGUGAUAUUGGAAGACUCCAAUGAGCCUCUGUCCCCACCCUCACCCCCUACAGGCAGAGAGAUCAUCUGGCACGAAGUCAAAGUGAACCAACGCAACAUCGAAGACAUCUGCCUCGGCUGUGGGACUCUCCAGGUGUAUGCUCAGCACCCCUUGUUUGAGGGGGGAAUAUGUGCCCCGUGUAAGGAUAAGUUCCUGGAGACCCUCUUCCUGUAUGAUGAGGAUGGACACCAGAGCUACUGCACCAUCUGCUCUUCCGGGGGUACCCUGUUCAUCUGUGAGAGCCCCGACUGUACCAGAUGCUACUGUUUUGAGUGUGUGGAUAUCCUGGUGGGCCCCGGGACCUCGGAGCGGAUCAGUGCCAUGACCUGCUGGGUAUGUUUCCUGUGCCUGCCUUUCUCACGGAGCGGACUGCUGCAGAGGCGCAAGAGGUGGCGACACCAGCUGAAGGCCUUCCACGAUCGAGAGGGGGCAAGCCCUAUAGAGAUCUAUAAGACAGUGUCCCCGUGGAAGAGACAGCCAGUCCGGGUGCUGAGCCUUUUUGGGAAGAUUGAUAAAGAGCUAAAGAGUUUGGGCUUUUUGGAAAGCGAUGCUGGUUCUGAGGGAGGAACACUGAAGUACGUGGAAGAUGUCACCAAUGUUGUGAGGAGAGACGUAGAGAAAUGGGGCCCCUUUGACCUGGUGUAUGGCUCAACGCAGCCCUUCAGCUGCUCUUGUGACCACUGUCCUGGCUGGUACAUGUUCCAGUUCCACCGGAUCCUGCAGUAUGCGCGGCCUCGCCAAGAGAGUCAGCGACCUUUCUUCUGGCUAUUUAUGGACCAUCUGCUGCUGACUGAGGACGACCAAGUGACAACUACCCGUUUCCUUCAGACAGAGGCUGUGACCCUCCAGGAUAUCCGUGGCAGAGUCCUCCAGAAUGCUGUGAGGGUGUGGAGCAACAUUCCAGGGCUGAAGAGCAAGCACACGGUCCUGACCCCAAAGGAAGAAGAGUCUCUGCAAUGCCAAGGAAGAACCAGAAGCAAGAUGGCUGCCCAGAAACUUGACUCCCUGGUGAAGCACUGCCUUAUCCCCCUGAGAGAGUACUUCAAGUAUUUUUCUCAGAGCUCACUUCCUCUUUAGAAAUGAGUCACCCCACGAUGAAAGUCUUUCCUAGAACCAUGGCAGUCCUUCUUCCUAUGGCAUUUUCCCUCUGCAGAGCUUUCUCUGGUUGGCUUGCCAGCCUUUGGGGUUCUCCCUCCUGUUUUGAGUCCCCAGGAUGCAGAUGCCCCUGUGCAGCUCACUGUGGGGAGUGGGAGGUACCCAUGGCUGUGGACAUCCUGAUGGGAUAACCUGCCAUGCUUCUCUGAAACUGUGUGUACCUGUUGUGAAGUUUUUCAAAUAUAUCAUAGGAUUGUUACUGGUA
Messenger RNA from Mastomys coucha (southern multimammate mouse), 1841 nucleotides. RefSeq names its product DNA methyltransferase 3 like (gene Dnmt3l). The record is from RefSeq and is a predicted model, not a curated record. Bases 290 to 1558 code for a protein of 422 amino acids. Gene Ontology annotation, molecular function: DNA binding; enzyme activator activity; DNA (cytosine-5-)-methyltransferase activity, acting on CpG substrates. Gene Ontology annotation, cellular component: nucleus. The transcript has 14 exons. Lineage: Eukaryota; Metazoa; Chordata; Mammalia; Rodentia; Muridae. Gene Ontology annotation, biological process: negative regulation of transcription by RNA polymerase II.